Molecule: messenger RNA, 2369 nt
Organism: Chinchilla lanigera (long-tailed chinchilla)
Lineage: Eukaryota; Metazoa; Chordata; Mammalia; Rodentia; Chinchillidae
Gene: Wfikkn1
Product: WAP, follistatin/kazal, immunoglobulin, kunitz and netrin domain containing 1
Exons: 3
Coding region: 601-2259 (552 amino acids)
Biological process (GO): negative regulation of transforming growth factor beta receptor signaling pathway
Cellular component (GO): extracellular region
Molecular function (GO): receptor antagonist activity; serine-type endopeptidase inhibitor activity; transforming growth factor beta binding
Source: RefSeq, a predicted model, not a curated record
GGACAGGAACCAGCCUAGCAGCCUAUUUCACCAGGAGCCCCUGGCAGUGGAUCACCCAGGACUGACCAUCCCCCACACCCUGCCACAGCUUCAAGGACCCUUGAGAGCAGGACCCCAAGACUGGCACUCUGCAGGAAUGCAUCUGCCGGUGCAGGCUCUGCCAGGCCCCACUCAGUCAGGGGCCAGAGCUGGCCCUUCUCCGCCUCUUGGUGACCCUCUUGGCCAGUGGCUCUGAGCUUCUGGGCCUCCGGCCCCUCCCCUCUCCCACUCUCGGCUGUGUGCUGACUGGAGCCUGGAAGCCAUCCACAGUGGCUGGGAGAGGGGCAGGCACUGCAUGGACGACUCUAAGAGCUCUCAGAGAUCUCAGAAUCCUCCCGCUUUGGAGCCAGAAGAAACAAUCUGCCAGAGGAUCUGUCGCUGCUGUGGGCUCCAGCAGGGGCCAAAGGAGCUGGGGGAGUCAUCAGCGAGGGCCAGCCAUCUCAAGGGAGGCCCAACUGAUUACAGGCCCAGAGAGUGGAUGCCUGUAGGAAACUGGGCUCCAAGGGGACCCAAGGAGGGGCUGGUGGCCACACACCCCUGCCCCCUGGCCCUGUGAUCCUCAUGCCCACCCUGCAGUUACUCCUGCUGUUCCUGCCUCUAUUCUUCAUUGUCCAGCUGACGUCAGGGGUCAGUCUGCUGCCAGAGCCUGGAAGCCACCCUGGAGUAUGCCCCAACCAACUGAGCCCCAGCCUGUGGGUGGAUGCCCAGAGCACCUGUGAGCGGGAAUGCACUGGGGACCAGGACUGCACAGCUGCUGAGAAGUGCUGCACCAAUGUGUGUGGGCUGCACAGCUGCGUGGCAGCCCGCUUCCCUGAUGGUGGCCCAGCUGCACCUGUGACAGCAGCCUCCUGUGAGGGCUUUGAGUGUCCACAGCAGGGUUCCAACUGUGACAUCUGGGAUGGGCAGCCUGUGUGCCGCUGUCGUGACCGCUGUGAGAAGGAGCCCAGCUUCACCUGUGCCUCUGAUGGUCUUACCUACUAUAACCGCUGCUACAUGGAUGCAGAGGCCUGUCUGCGUGGCCUCCACCUGCACGUCGUGCCUUGCAAACACAUCCUCAGCUGGCCACCCAGCAGCCCAGGGCCACCAGAGACCACUGCCCGCCCAACACCUGGGGCUGCCCCAAUGCCGCCUGCCCUUUACAACAGCCCUUCCCCACAGGCAGUACAUGUAGGGGGCACAGCCAGCCUCUACUGCGAUGUCACUGGCCGUCCACCACCUGCUGUCACCUGGGAGAAGCAGAGCCACCAGCGGGAAAACCUGAUCAUGCGCCCUGACCAGAUGUAUGGCAAUGUGGUAGUCACCAGCAUUGGACAGCUGGUGCUCUACAAUGCCCGGCUUGAGGAUGCUGGCUUGUAUACCUGCACUGCACGUAAUGCCGCUGGCCUGCUGAGGGCUGACUUCCCACUCUCUGUGGUCCAGAGGGAACCAGCCAGGGAAGGGACCUCUGGCGCUUCAGCCCUGGCUGAGUGCCUACCAGACACGCAGGCCUGUGCUGGUUCCACCUCCCCAAAACGAGUCCUCUGGCACUUUGAUCCACAGCGGGGUGGCUGCAUGACCUUUCCAGCCUAUGAGUGUGCUGGGACCUCUCAAGGCUUCACAACAUAUGAGGCAUGCCAACAGGCCUGUGCCCGAGGCCCUACAGAUGCCUGCCUGCUGCCAGCUGUGCAGGGUCCUUGCCAGGGCUGGGAGCCACGGUGGGCCUACAAUCCACUGUUGCAGCAGUGCCAGCCCUUCACCUAUGGUGGUUGUGAGGGCAAUGGCAACAAUUUUGAGAGCCGUGAGAGCUGCGAGGAGGCCUGCCCUGUGCCUCACUCACCACCCUGCCGGGCAUGCCGCCUCAGGAGCAAACUAGUGCUGAGCCUGUGCCGCAGCGAUUUUGCCAUUGUGGGGCGCCUCACAGAGGUGCUAGAGGAGCCUGAGGUGGGCGGCGGCAUUGCCCGAGUAGCCCUUGAUGAUGUGCUAAAGGAUGACAAAAUGGGCCUCAAACUCCUGGGCACUAAGUACCUGGAGGUGACACUGAGUGGCAUGGAUUGGGCCUGCCCCUGCCCCAAUGUGACAGUUGGUGAUGAGCCACUGAUCAUCAUGGGGGAAGUGCAUGAUGGCGUGGCCAUGCUGGAUGCUAGCAGCUAUGUCCGUGCUGCCAGUGAGAAGCGUGUCAAGAAGAUCUUGGAGCUGCUCGAGAAGAAGGCCUGUGAGCUGCUCAUCCGCUUUCAGGACUAACUGUGUUGUCCCUCCCACUCGGGACUAGCGUCCUUCCCCCAUCUCCUCUUGCCCAGACUAGCCCUUCCUGCCUCCCUUCCUACUGAAUAAAGGCUCUUCUCAUCUUUGGA